Pecten maximus is the source of this 2946-nucleotide messenger RNA. Its product is annotated as protein crumbs-like. The record is from RefSeq and is a predicted model, not a curated record. The transcript is spliced from 10 exons. Gene Ontology annotation, cellular component: protein-containing complex; plasma membrane. Gene Ontology annotation, molecular function: calcium ion binding. The coding region runs from base 1 to 2646 and encodes 881 amino acids. Gene Ontology annotation, biological process: establishment or maintenance of epithelial cell apical/basal polarity; heterophilic cell-cell adhesion. NCBI's taxonomy places the organism in Eukaryota, Metazoa, Mollusca, Bivalvia, Pectinida, Pectinidae.
AUGUUUGAGCCAGAAGAAACUUUUUCGACGGGCAAUACAUCAGAUCUCUCAUUAAAUGAGAGCAAUUCACGUUGCCAUGGCGAUCCGUGUCAGAAUGGAGGCGUGUGCCAGGAGAUUUCCAACGUCUCUUUUUGUAUUUGUUCUGUUCAGUACACAGGCGCCACCUGUGGGAGUUUGAUGGACCUAUGUGUAGAUAACCCGUGUGUAAAUGGCCAGUGUGUAACCGGAAAUGGAUCAUAUUUAUGUCUGUGUGAAAGCGGUUAUACAGGAUAUCAUUGUGAGAGUGACGUCAACGAGUGUAUGACAAACGUCUGUCCGGGGUCCGAGUGCUACAACGUUCCAGGUGAUUACCGCUGCGUCUGUCCUCAAUGUCAGUUCGGACUUUGCAUUUACACAGGAAGUACACAAAGUUGUCAAUGUUUCCCAGGGUUCAUAGGUAAAAAUUGCUCGCAGGAAGUGAACGAAUGUGAUGACGCAUCUUCGUGUCGUCAUGGCACAUGUACAGACUAUGUGAACGGUGUGAAAUGUAACUGUGACGACGGGUACACAGGGAGGCGUUGUGACGUUGAAAUCAUUCACCCGUGUGACGGUGAUCCCUGUGAUUGUGGCGCAUGCGUAAUCAUUGGGAAUGACUUCCUUUGUGAAUGUCCGUUGACGCGGACAGGAAAACGAUGCGAAAACUUUGAGGAAGUAUAUAACUCGAUUCUCGACCCGGACGAUCUUACAACCCAGUUCUGUGAUGUGUCUACCUGUGAAAUCAGGCUAAGAACUAAAUGCGAGUUUAGUUUCAUAAACUAUUUCCACUCUAUCAAAAACUCUUAUUCUAAUAUUUCAAUAAAAAGCAUUAAAAUCAAUAAGGAUUCGUUGAUAAAAAUGUCAGUUGCUUGUAAUACUAAUACAGGAAUUCAAACACUUUCCCAAUGUAAAGUAGCUAUAGCAUUAAUUGAUAUACAUUCAAUUUCGGACAUCCUGUUCUUUAACCUCGCAUGUGAUGGGACCGAUUGCAGCAAUUCUGCAAUAGCAGUUGAUUCGCUAGUGCACUUAUCAAGCACACCAAGUGGAAACGUGCUGUCAUGUUUGCCAAUACUCAUCAAUAGGAUGGACACACUUUUAGUGGAUACAUCACGAUCACAGGAAAGAUAUAUCCCGACACCUGUUGUUGAUGUAUUGUACAAAAUGAACAGAGCUGAGGACAGCCUACUUCAAAAUUUUACGAAGAGUUUAAUUGUCCAAAUAAAAUUUCUCGCCUGUCUAGAUUACUCUAGACUGUGCGACAUUUCUAAUGUUGAUACGAUGGUUUGCGUACACAUAACGAGUAAGAAUGAUCUAUUAGGUACAAGUCCGAGACCUUCAGAAAGCGUAACACUAACUCCAUCUUCUACUUCAGCAAAUGCAGCAAUAUAUAGAUGUAAUAUAACAAAUUGUGUGCACGGUUACUGCCCGGAACCGGAAGUAUCGCCAUAUUGUUCUUGUGAAGUUGGAUUUACAGGUCAACAUUGUGACGUCAGUAUGUGUGAUGCACUUAACUGCAGAAAUUGCUACAUGAACACAGCCAAUGGUAUACCUUUAUGUCUUUGCGAUAGUGGUAGCCAUGGUGACGGUUGUAAUAUUUCAGGUAUAGCGUGCGACAAUUUUCCUUGUUUACACGGUAACUGCGAGUUAGAUAAAUAUCUAAUCCCUCAUUGUGAAUGUCACAUGAAAUUUACGGGAAAGUAUUGUGAAACCAAAAUAUCAUCGUGUGACAUAUUUACUUGUUUCCAUGGGAAUUGUUCCAUCGAUGAAUAUGGUUUUCCGCUAUGUAACUGUGACGUAGGUUUCACAGGGAACCAUUGUCAAUAUAUUGAGAAAUAUUGUGAUACUAUUCAUUGUAUCCAUGGCAACUGCACUACUAAGGACUUUGACGUUCCAUUCUGCAGCUGUCUGGAUGGGUAUACAGGUAGACUUUGUGAACAGUUGAUCCCAAACUGCAAUGCUAUCAACUGUAUCUACGGAGACUGUCUUCAGAACGGAAGCUGCCGAUGUCACGCGGGGUAUGAUGGGACACAUUGCGAUCAGAAUAUAACAGACCCGAAGGACGACGACAGUGGCACAGGUACCCUGUUUGACUACGUAUUUUGGAGUAUGAUAGUCAUCAUAGCGCUGUUACUGAUCUCCACCAUGACAAUGAUAGCCUGUGUCAGAGUGAAACGAAGCAGGGGCGAAUUUUUGUUUCACGAUUUGAGGAGGAACGAUAACGGAGAAGAAGUGAGACCGAGGCUUAUCAACUCACGUGACAUCCACGAGGAUCUUAGGAGAGGGUUCUACUUGUCGCCAACCAUAGACCUUGGAUCGGAGUGUCAGAUGUCGCUGUCCACGCCCUCAAUCAGAACGUUCCACCUAGAUGUACUUGAAACAGACAACGGUGUAGACAGCGACCGGACUGGGUCGUCAGAUGGCUAUCGCAGAUAUUCUGUACCAGACGACGGACAUCUUAGUAUGCACGAUUUGUCCGAGGGCCGAUCCAGUCAACAGCAUUAUGACAUCCCGCCACCGACAGCAAAUCAGUUCGGCAGAUGGGCUACAGAUAUCCACACCGUCCUGAGAUACGCAGAUUUACAAGUGGAAGAUGACAUUUUCAGCAUCCUCAACACAGACGCACUACGGUGAAGGUUCUCAGCCAAUUACGGGGGCGGCGGUGGGAAACAGCGAGGCAUAGUUGACAGCAACGUUCGGAUAAAUACAGAGCCAGAAAUGUCAGAGAAAGGAAUCUGUUCAUAUCGGACAGAUUUGCAUUAAUAGAAGAUUCCAUAAACAGCUCAGAUUUAGUGGUAAUCACGUUUCGUUAGCCAUUCAUUAAAACUAUACAAAAAUCUUUUGGAAUACGGAGUAUUAGAAACAGCGACAGCAAUAAAAUCCUACGAAAUGAUAAAAUCUUAAUGAUUUCAUAUUAUUUUAUUCACUUCGAAA